This is a messenger RNA of Schistosoma bovis, 1828 nucleotides long. Lineage: Eukaryota; Metazoa; Platyhelminthes; Trematoda; Strigeidida; Schistosomatidae. The record is from the annotation of a GenBank genome assembly.
AUGAUGAAAAUCAGCGUUGUUGUUCCUAUUCUCCUUGUGUUGUUGAGUUCAGUUGAAUCUGCUCGUCGUUGCAAAGUUGCUGAAUCUAUAAAACCGAGAGACGGCGUUUACUCACAGAAUACAGAAAAAAGAUUGUUGAAAAGCAGAAAUCUGAAAAUUAUACCAAUAUAUGAUGUUGAACUUCAGAGGAGUAAAGCAUUCCCAAAAAUAAAGAACGCAAUUGAGAGUGCUUCCAGUUAUUGGGAGAGAGCACUGGUUGUCAAUGUAGAUAAACAAGAAUCGUUACUCGUUCGUAGAGAAUGUGUAAAUAAUAGAUUGAUAAUUCCUGGAAAAGAGAAACAAACAUACUGUGAUAUGGGUGGAUGUGAACAAACUCAAGAAUGUUAUGAAUUUAAAAUUCCUAAUGAUUAUCUAUCUGCAUGCUAUCAACAAAAAUCUAACAAAAAUGUCCUGGUUUUUCCUGAAGGGAAAGGAAUAGCUCCAAAUGAAUUGGUACUAUUUGUGAAAAAUGUAUAUUUUGGUGUCUGUGAUGAAUAUGUAGUUGCAUGGGCUUCAUUUUGUGACAGAGAUCCAACCAAUGGAAGGCCAUUUGUGGGUAUUGUGAACUUUUGCCCAUCAGUGGACGAUAUUCUCAAAACGGAAGAUUAUGAUCUAAUUUUAACAGCCAAACAUGAAUUAGGUCAUGUAUUGGGAUUCCAUGGUGAUAUCUUUUCUUCCUUACCGCGUUUAAAACCUGAAUUUCGAUUAUCCAAUAAUGAUCCAAGUCCUAUUCAAAAUAUUACCAUAAAAUGGAAAUCAGCUAGAGGGGUCUUCAAUAUACAAAAAACGAUAAUGAGAUUACCAAAUAUGAUUUCUGAAGCACAAAAGCAUUUUGGUUGCAACGAAAUUCCAGGAAUCCAGUUAGAUUCUAACCAUUUAAGUCACAGAGUUAUGGGUAAUGAUAUCUUGACGCCUAAUAGACUAGAGUCAAACCUGGUUUCCAGAAUACUUCUGGCUUACUUUAAGGAUACAAACAUGUAUGAUGUCGACUAUUCCAUGGCCGAUGAUUUCAAAUGGGGGAAAGGAUUAGGUUGUGAUUUCGUAAUGAAGAGCUGUUAUGAAUUCAUUCAGAAAAAGAAGAUGUUGAAACAAGAUAUUCAGCCGUUCUGUGAUACUCCAUGGGAAAAAAGAUGUAUAAAUUAUGACAGAGCAAUAGGUCGAUGUUCACUGUUUGAUUCGGAAACUGAGCUGCCGUUGCACUUUCAGUAUGCCGAUAAUUCUUUUAAUGUACCUCGUGAUAAACAAACGUAUUAUUCAGGUCCCGAUAUAUAUGAUUACUGUCCUGUCUAUGAAAUGUUCAAACUAUACAAUGGUCGAACAUCAGCAUGCAGAUUCAAUCUGAACCUAAAAUCAGAUCUAAUAAAUAAUGAAUAUCUAGAAGAUAUGGGUCCAGAUUCAACCUGCUUUGAUCACGAAAAGAUCUUGAGAAAAAACAAAACAACAAAUGAAGCUUAUCCUAGAACAUCAUCAUGUCAUAAAUAUAAAUGUUCAAAAAAUGCUGAUCUUCAAGUGAUUAUAAAUGGAAAGAGUUUCCCAUGUCGCGCUGGCGAUCGAUCUGCUCAUUUGAAGUUGGAAGUACAAAAUGUUGAAUUGUCCACGGAUAUACAUUGUCCUCCAUGUCAAUCUGUCUGCAAUGAAAGUUGUCCACGAUAAAAGAAUACGGAAAAGGAAAUAUCCAACAUCUUUCAACUGUCCGCUGAUCAACUAUGUCAAAUAUAAAGGAUUUUGAAUACUCAUUUAGAACUUUUAAAAUUAACUCAUAAGUCAUCUGAUCACUUUUUUAUUUAAA